AUGCAAAUUGUGCUCUUCUUCGUUCAUGAUAGAAACCAUGGCCAACAUGCUCAUCUUUCUUCUGCCAAAAAUCCUGCCCAAUCUACUCGAGAACCGUAUCAUCAACCUCGACUAGACUUCCGAGCUCAUGGUCGUCAUUUUGGCCAUCACAUGUUUAUUCUCAUCUGCAUCCUCCUCGUUUUCCCGGUCUCUUUACAUCCUCUUUUCCAGCAUGUUGCUCAGGCCAGUUCACCUCUACUCUGCUCCUCAUCCUCAUUCACAUACUCCUUCCUCCUUUCCUCUUCCACCUUCUGA
Messenger RNA from Protopolystoma xenopodis, 294 nucleotides. The record is from the annotation of a GenBank genome assembly. Lineage: Eukaryota; Metazoa; Platyhelminthes; Monogenea; Polystomatidea; Polystomatidae.